GUGUGCUCCUUCCUACAGUACAUGAUACUGUACGCUGCCAGCAGCUGUUGCACUGUUGCUUAGAGUGUUGACCAGCAUGGGUCAGUGGAAACUUUGGUUUGUGCUGCUCCUGCAGCUCACUGUUUCUGUCGACAGGAAAGAGACAGGGCAGCAACUUGUGAAAACCAUCGGGACAGAACCAGAUGUGACUCCAAUUUGCACCAAUGCAACACAGCAUGUCAUCAUUCUUAUAGUGUGUUGGAUCAGAACAGAAAGGAGCAGAGAGGAGUGUCGUCUGCUGUAUCGACAUGGAGAGGAGUUUGUGCACAAAUGUGACUCCAGAUUCACUCUUCUGGAAAGGAAUCAGACUGUGUUUCUCCAUGUGACUAGUUUAACACCAGCGGAUAGUGGGAACUACACCUGCCAGUGUUCACAUACUGAUGGAACAGAUACUCUCCGUAUGAAUAUCACUGUGGAAGAAGAUGAAGCCAUCAGCAGCCCUACACAAAUACCUCUCCAUCAUGCUGUAAUUAUUGGUGGUCCAGUAUCUAUGUUCGUCAUUAUAACUGGAGUUAUUAUGGGAUUUAUCUGCAGAAAAUAUACACACAGAGGACGAUCAGAACCACUGGGCACUGUUGUGCAGGAGCCAGAGGAAAUUGAGCCAUACAGCUCCUACCUACAGAGAGAGAACGACAUUUACUCACUUGUCACACUACCGAAUUCAGUGUGCCCACUCAAUAUGACACAAAUUUAAGGGUGCUUCUGUAGAGUUUUAAUUGUACAAUAUGUACUCUGAUGUGAUGCAUGUAUUGCAACUGAAUUGCAACUGAAACAUGGCUUAUUUGCAUUCCCUCCUCUUUUUGCAUUUCAUCCUUAAACCAAGCUUUUUUUUAAAUUGUAUUCCUUUUGUAAGUUCAAUGUUUGAAAGCUCCAGUAUAUGUACGAUUAAGGGGGAUUUAGUAGCAUCUAUAGCAGUGAGGAGUGCAGAUUGCAACCA
Molecule: messenger RNA, 976 nt
Organism: Epinephelus fuscoguttatus (brown-marbled grouper)
Lineage: Eukaryota; Metazoa; Chordata; Actinopteri; Perciformes; Serranidae
Exons: 4
Coding region: 77-733 (218 amino acids)
Source: RefSeq, a predicted model, not a curated record